CUAAGCGCAAGAAACACGCUGCGAAACAUACAUUUUUUGUCAAACAGCGACAGAGACAAGACACACGACGACACUGCUCGCCUUUGCCCCCACACACAACACACACCCACACACGCACACAACAGAGUGAUAGGAACCGCUGUGAAGACGAGACACACUGACGUGACACAGAAGAGAUCUGGUUGGUGAUUCAGGCGCAUCGCAUCGACUUGGCGUUGAACCAACACACGCAGCGCGUAUGACUACUGGCUGAGUUUUUGGCAGAGUUCGUCGUGUGAUCUUCAGCAACGACACAGCCCUUUGGCCGCCGCUCUUGAGAGCAGGAUUUGUUGAGAGCAGGACUGGUGCCAGUAACUACAGCAACAACAACAGUAACAACAACCACAGCGGGGUUGUUACCAUCCUUGACUUGGCAGACGCAACUUGUUGGCUGCACCAACACAAGCACUGCUGCUUCUGCUGCUGCCGCCGCUGCGAGGACCCCCCCCCCCACCAAGCAACCUCAGUACACAUACCCAUAGAUAGACACAAUGGAGAAGUCGUUCUUUGACGUCGCAGCCUCGGGCGCUCGCAAGCGCAAGCAGGAACACCCUCUCAAGUACACGUGGCAGUUUUGGUUCUCCAAGAAGGUGCCCCGACAGCGCUUUGCAGAAUACGCAGAGAACCUGAGGACUGUGGGAACGUUCAAAACGAUUGAGCGGUUCUGGCGGUAUUACUCGCACAUGAAGAAGCCGAGCCAGCUCGAGGCCUGCAACAUUCACAUCUUCAAGGAUGGCAUCCAGCCCAUGUGGGAGGACUCGUACAACAAGAAUGGCGGGAAAUGGGUCGUACGGUUAAGGAAAGGCCUUGCUUCCAGAUGCUGGGAGAAUGUCCUCUUUGCAAUCAUUGGCGAGCAGUUUGACGUUGGAGAUGACAUUUGCGGGGCGGUGCUGGCGAUCCGGCCGCACGAGGACCUCAUCUCCAUCUGGCACAGGGACGGCGAGAACACCCGCUCAAAGGCAAAGAUCGAGGAGACGAUGCUGCGUGUGCUUGAUCUUGGCAAAGACGUAGCGAUGAGCUAUGUGCGGCACGAUGUGAUCCUCUCCACCGUCACACACGACCACCCAGCUCCCGUCUCCCCACACUCCACGCACUGACCCAACAUGGUGGUGGCGAUGGGUGAUGGGUGACUGUGGAUGGUUGACGAUGGGGAUGGUGACGUGGUUAUGGCUGUAGUUUGCGUGCACUUGUACGCAGACGCAACCGGAACACUGCAACCACGCACGCACACGCGUGUGUCCAUCUUUUCACCUUCUUCUUCCUUGCUAGGUUGCACUCUUCCUUCCUUCCCUCCCUCUCCUCUCUGACUCUGCUUGUUUGUUCUCUGCACACACACGCGCGCGCGCGUUCGUGGUUGCAUGUGUGGUUGCAUGUACACAACCCCCGCCCGUGUGUGUUUCUCUGCUAUUCCAGUAAACGGCAUGCACAUG
Messenger RNA from Salpingoeca rosetta, 1469 nucleotides. RefSeq names its product eukaryotic translation initiation factor 4E type 2. Gene Ontology annotation, molecular function: translation initiation factor activity; RNA 7-methylguanosine cap binding. The transcript has 7 exons. Bases 531 to 1136 code for a protein of 201 amino acids. The record is from RefSeq and is a predicted model, not a curated record. Gene Ontology annotation, cellular component: eukaryotic translation initiation factor 4F complex. Gene Ontology annotation, biological process: translational initiation. NCBI's taxonomy places the organism in Eukaryota, Choanoflagellata, Craspedida, Salpingoecidae.